AAUGAAGUCAUCAGUCAUAUUUUUAUCCCUUCUCGUGUUGGGGCUUGCCAUGCCCCAGCCAAGGAAGACAUUUCUUGAGAAUGUUGACGAUUUCAUGGAUCUGAUAAUUGUAGAAGCUCUUCCGGAGAUGGCGCAAUUAAACAAUUAUAUGAGUUUUGAAGAAUUUAUAGCGAGUCUUGAUUAUUUAGGGACAACAGAUUUUAAGGGAAUUGUUUACGAAAUGGAAGAUUUACCAGAAUUUAAGGCGGUCGUUGAAUUUUUGGAAGGUCAUAAUAUAGAUAUUCUGUACUUUAUCAACCUACUCAAUAAUAUGAUUGAAUCACUAAUUCCUAGUAGACUUCUUCUUCUUCAAGAGACCAGUGGUAAAGAUAUGAGCUCAUUUAUAAAAGAUUCCAUAGCUCUAUUUCCAAAAGAAAAAUUAGCAGCCUUAUAUGAACAAAAGAUCAAUGAGGAUGAGGACUUUAAAAUUGCAAUGGAGAGUUUAAGAAGCGACGAAUUCCAAGAACUUUGGAAUGCUCUUUGGGAGAAUGAGACAUUCAAGGCAGAAGCGGACGUUCUAGCAGAAAAUGGUAUUGAACUUGAACUACUCGUGGAAGAAGUACUCGCUAUAUUUGGACAGAAUUAAACUGAUUUAUUUAUAAAAUAAAAAAGCAAAAACAAUCAA
Leptidea sinapis is the source of this 664-nucleotide messenger RNA. RefSeq lists its product as uncharacterized. The transcript is spliced from 3 exons. Bases 2 to 625 code for a protein of 207 amino acids. NCBI's taxonomy places the organism in Eukaryota, Metazoa, Arthropoda, Insecta, Lepidoptera, Pieridae. The record is from RefSeq and is a predicted model, not a curated record.